CGGAAAACUUUAAGAGCUAACAUGGGAAAACUAGUACUAUAUGGUUUUGAUGACAGUCCUCCUUUUAGGGCCGUAAAGCUUACGCUGGCAGCCCUCGGAGUUCCCUACGAAAUCGUAGAAGUCAACACCAGGAACAAGGACCAUUAUAAACCCGAAUACCUGAAGAGAAAUCCCCAGCACACGGUUCCCGCCCUGGAGGACGAUGGCCACUUCAUCUGGGACUCGCAUGCCAUCAUCACCUACCUGGUGUCGAAAUACGGCAAGACCGACAGCCUGUAUCCCAAGGAUCUGCUCCAACGAGCUGUGGUGGAUCAGCGUCUGCACUUCGAAUCGGGUGUGGUCUUCGCCAGCGGGUUGAGGAGCCUGGUCAGGCCAGUUGUUGCUGAAAACCUUGUAAUUCCCAGGGAACGAUACGAUGCCAUUGUUGAGGUUUAUGAUUUCCUGGAGACAUUCCUCAGCGGGCAGGACUACGUGGCCGGAAAUCAACUAACGAUUGCUGAUUUCAGUCUCAUAUCGUCCAUCACUACCCUGGAGGUCUUUGUGAAGGUGAAUCCUGUGAAGUAUUCCAAAAUCACUGCCUGGAUCAAGCGACUGGAAGCGCUUCCCUACUACCAGGAGGCCAAUGGAGUGGGGGCUCGCAAAUUUGCCGAGUUCUUUAAAAAAAUAAAUUAUACCUUUGCAUCUUAACAUCAUAUUUUUAAAUAAUUAAUAUACAAAAGUUUUUAAAUAUAAACACCUGUUUGAAAUUCCAUAGAAAGCACUAACUAGUAAUUAUAGUUAAAUUUUAAAACAAUCGAUGGGAAAAAUUUAACACUUAAAACACUAUAUAGAUAGAGGAAUAGAAUUAUUCC
This is a messenger RNA of Drosophila ananassae, 851 nucleotides long. RefSeq names its product glutathione S-transferase 1. The coding region runs from base 22 to 687 and encodes 221 amino acids. NCBI's taxonomy places the organism in Eukaryota, Metazoa, Arthropoda, Insecta, Diptera, Drosophilidae. Gene Ontology annotation, biological process: glutathione metabolic process. The transcript has a single exon. The record is from RefSeq and is a predicted model, not a curated record. Gene Ontology annotation, molecular function: glutathione transferase activity.